GGACCCCGCAUGCAAACGGAAGAUAUCACGAAGCUGUGUGAAGCCGUUCCUCUGGAUUUAGCGGAACUCAUUCGAAAAUACCCCGAGAUUUUCCCGGACGACCUACCCGCCAAACUCCCGCCAAGCCGACCCGAAGACCACCGCAUCGAACUGGAACCCGGCGCACAACCGACAGUACAGCGACAAUUUUGGCUCAGCCAACUGGAACUCGAGGAAUUGCAGCAGCAGUUGGAUUACCUCCUGACGAAAGGUUUUAUCCGCCCAAGCACAUCCCCAUACGCCGCCCCCAUACUGUUCACACCGAAAAAAGAUGGCGGAUUGCGUAUGUGCAUCGACUACCGCAUACUGAACCGCAUCACCAUCAAGUCACGUUACCCGAUCCCGCGAGCCGACGACCUACUCGACCAACUUCGCGGAGCCAAGUUCUUCUCGAAACUCGAUGGUUACCACCAAAUUCGCGUCGCCGCCAAGGAUUGCCACAAGACCGCCUUCCGAACCCGCUACGGUAGUUACAAAUACCUGGUGAUGCCCUUUGGACUCACGAACGCGCCCUCAACCUUCCAGAUGACCAUGAACGGUGUUUUUCGCGAACUCCUGGAUAAAUGCGUCAUUAUCUACAUCGACGACAUCCUAAUAUACAGCCGCAGCAGGGAGCAGCACUUAAAGGAUCUUGAUGCAGUCUUCACGCUGCUGCACAAGAAUCGCCUCAUCACGAAAGGGUCUAAAUGCGACUUUCUUAAACAGGAGUUGGAGUUUUUGGGCCACGUCGUCUCUACCGAAGGCAUGAAAAUCGACCCCAGGAAAAUCAAGACCAUACAGGAAUGGAAGCCGCCGACCAACCUCAAGGAACUCAAAAGUUUUCUGGGUUUUGUCAACUACGUCCGCCGCUUUAUUCCCAAUAUGGCUGGGUUAUCUGCACCGCUAACCGACCGAUUGAAGGAUCACGAUUGUUUUUGGUGGGGUGAGAAGCAGCAAGCUGCAUUCGAUCAACUCAAAAUCGCCCUCACGUCGCCACCCAUCCUUCGCAUCUCCGAUCCCAACCGUCCAUACGAAGUCGUCACCGACGCCAGCGACAUCGCCAUCGGUGCAGUUCUCCUCCAGGACUUCGGCGACGGGUUACAACCAGUCGCCUACGAAUCACGGAAGCUGCAGGGCGCGGAAAAAAACUAUACAGUCCACGACACGGAAAUGCUGGCGAUCGUCCACGCGUUCAAGACCUGGCGGUGCUACCUGACCGGAGCUGAUGUCACGGUGUGGACGGACCACAAAUCCUUACAGUACCUGCGCGCCCAACCGAAUCUCAACCCACGACAGAUCCGAUGGCUCGAUUUCCUCGAGUCCAACUUCCAUUACGCCAUCACCUACAAACUGGGUGCCAAUAAUAUCGCCGAUGCCUUGACCCGCCCUACUGUCCAUACCGCCGCGAUACUAAUCGCCUAGACCAACCCAUUACUUAUGGGACU
This is a messenger RNA of Closterium sp. NIES-67, 1463 nucleotides long. Lineage: Eukaryota; Viridiplantae; Streptophyta; Zygnematophyceae; Desmidiales; Closteriaceae. The record is from the annotation of a GenBank genome assembly.